Molecule: messenger RNA, 2172 nt
Organism: Elaeis guineensis (African oil palm)
Lineage: Eukaryota; Viridiplantae; Streptophyta; Magnoliopsida; Arecales; Arecaceae
Source: RefSeq, a predicted model, not a curated record
CCCCGUUUUCAAUCGUAGUGGGGGAACAAUGGUCUCUUCGCACUUUCCGUCUUCGGUUUCUCCGUCCCUUCGCCUAGAAAUGGUCUCCCCUUUCCCUUGUCCUCUCCGCCCCCGUUCCCUCUCGGAACCCUAAACCGAUAGUCGCACCCUUCUCCCUCCCACCAAUCCCCGGUCGAUGGCGGCCGCCGCCUGCACCCCCUUCACCCCCCAGAUCUCCGCCAAACCCUCCGUCUCUCGGUCCAAUUCCCGCCUCCAUGGCCUCUCCAUUACCCGUUCUAGCCAUGAGAGUGUUAGAGCUGGAGCUGGACUCCGAAUUCGGUCGUCAUUGGUGGUGGAGACCGAGGAGAAGAAAGCUCCUUCCUUGGAGGGGUUUGGAUUCGAUGUGGUUUCGGAGGCGGAGCUGAAGGAGAGGGGGUUCAUGGGGCUGAGAAAGACCAAGGUGGUGUGCACGGUGGGGCCAGCGUGCUGCGGCGAGGAGGAGCUGGAGGGGCUGGCGCGGGGAGGGAUGCAUGUUGCCCGGCUCAACAUGUGCCACAACACGAGGGAGUGGCACCGAGAGGUGAUCGGGGCUAUCAAGAGGUUGAACCAGGAGAAAGGGUUCUGCAUCGGAGUGAUGAUCGACACUGAGGGGAGCCAGAUGCAUAUGGUCGGUCAUGGGAGCGCUUCGUCCAUCAAAGCUGAGGAUGGAUCUGUAUGGUUAUUUACUACAGAGAAGUUUGAGGGUUCUCGUCCUUUCACAAUUCAGGUGAACUUUGAAGGAUUUUCUGAAGGUAUGACCUCAAUAAUUGACAUGGAUUUGUGGGUUUGGAACAUAUUGCCUUACAAUCCUUUCUUGCAUAUGCUUUUAAAUUUAUGUUUGGCAGGUAUUCUGGUGGGCGAUGACAUUGUCAUAGAUGGUGGGAUGGCAACAUUUGAAGUCAUUGAGAAGGUUGGGGAUGAUUUGCAUUGUAAAUGCACAGACCCUGGCCUGCUCCUGCCUCGAGCUAAGUUGUCAUUUUGGAGGGAUGGGAGACUUGUGGAGAUGAACUCUGGGCUCCCAACCUUAUCAACAAAGGACUGGGCUGACAUUGAGUUUGGAAUAUCUGAAGGAGUUGAUUAUAUUGCCGUCUCAUUUGUAAAGGAUGUUAAUGAUAUCACCAAUUUGAAGAGUUAUCUUUCCACAAGAUCAUCAGAGUUCAUUAAAGUUCUAGCAAAGAUUGAGAGUUUGGAAUCUCUCAAAAAUCUAGAACCCAUUGUAAAGGCUUCUGACGGGUUAAUGGUGGCACGUGGUGAUCUUGGAGUUCAGAUUCCUCUAGAACAGAUCCCAACCAUCCAACAGAAGGUUACUUAUCUGUGCAGGCAGUUGAACAAGCCUGUGAUAGUAGCUUCUCAGCUUCUAGAAUCCAUGGUUGAAUAUCCGACCCCAACACGUGCUGAGGUUGCAGAUGUUUCUGAAGCUGUAAGGCAGCAAGCAGAUGCCUUAAUGUUAUCAGGUGAGUCAGCAGUUGGAUCGUAUGCAGAAAAGGCUCUCUCAGUCUUGUGCAUGGCUAGUGGAAGAAUGGAAUUAUGGAGUCGUGAGGAAAACCGGCAAAACCUUCUCUUCCUACCUCAACUUGCAGAGACCUUGCCUGAUCGGAUUGCCGAGCAGAUUUGUAACUGUGCUGUGGAAAUGGCUAAUAAACUUGGUGUUGAUGCUAUAUUUGUGUACACAAAGCAUGGUCACAUGGCAUCACUUCUAUCACGCAACCGUCCAAACCCUCCAAUCUUCGCAUUCACUGACAAUGAUAAUGCCAGAAAAGGUAUGAAUUUGCACUGGGGCGUUACUCCACUUGAAUUUCCAUUAUCAGAUGUCGUGGAGGAUAAUUUCAAGCAAACAAUUAGCCUUAUGAAGAACAGAGGUACUGUGAGACCAGGGGACAUGAUUCUGGUGGUUUCUGACUCUGAUGUUAGCUGCUCAUCUGCUCGACCAUCUGUGUCCCAAUCAAUUCAAGUCCGAACUAUAGAUUAGGGUGUUUGUUUUUCACUUCAUCAUGUAUUGAAAUCAGCUUAUUUUUCAGGGACGUAAAAAUAAAAAGAAAUGACUUGUUUGCGAGCGACGAUAGAUGCAGUGAGAGUAGUUGUAUUUUUACCGGGCACGCUAUUGUAUCAAGGAAACCUGAACAUUUGUUAUAUUGGAAUCUCUGUCCGUCUAAA